AUGUCUCCUGCUAUUCUAAUGGAAGGAGUAGAAUAUACUGGAGCCAUGGUGGCUUUACAGAAGGAGAGAAAAAGAAAUUGGGAUAUAGAAAACCCAUCCUUUCCAGGAGGGAGUCCACUGAAGUUCAGAAGAGCAGGUCUCAGGACAGUGGGGGCAGUUGCUUCCCUCUCUGAAGCAUGGCUCAGAUGUGGAGAAGGAUUUCAGGACACUUCUGAGACUCUGUCAUUAACAGCUGAAAAGAAGAUUGUUACAGAAAAGCACCUCGAAUUAUCCCCUCAACCCAAGAAAGAUGAACUACAGUUUAUUGACUGGGAGAUUGAUAGUGACAGGGAAGAUACUAGUGAGUAUAAUGAAUUUGAAGAUGGUGAGAGUGUUGUGGAAAUAUCAGACUGUGCUUCUUGUUCAAGCAAUCAUUCUGUGACUAGUGAAGAGAGGCUCUCUGAGCUUCCGAAGGCAAGUUCUACAGAAAUUUUGGAAUAUUCAUCAGAUAGUGAAAAGGAAGAUGACCCAGAGAAUGUCUUGUUCAUUGAUUCUGAAUCCUCUCCCAAAUACCACAUGGAUUUUGGAUCUGAUGAUAGACAGAUGGAGAGACUGAUGAAGCCGAGGGUGAAAACUGCAGAGACCAUUUUGUACACACCCCAAAAACAGACGUUUCCCAGGAUUCCAGACACAUCAGCAAACAAGAAGAAGCUUCUAAGAGGCGGGCUAGCAGAAAGACUAAAUGGCCUGCAGAAUCGAGAGAGAUCUGCCAUUUCUUUGUGGAGACAUCAAUGUGUUUCUUACCAAAAGACACUUUCAGGUAGAAAAUCGGGUGUAUUAAUUGUGAAAAUUCUAGAGCUGCAUGAGGAAUGCACCAUCCAAGUUGCCAUGUGUGAGCAUUUAGCAGGGCUGCAGGCCAACAGCCCUUCUCAAGGUGAGGCCCCUAGGACUGGCCUGAAGGUUCUGUUCACUAAGGAGACUGCUCACCACCUCAGGGGACAUCCCCAAGACAUUGUCCAUAUCUACCCUCCCUGGCAAAAGCUUAUUAUACCAAAUGGAAGUUGCCCUGUUAUUCUGAAUACUUAUUUUUGUGAGAAAGUUGUUGCCAAAGAAGAUUCAAAAAUAAUACAUGAAGCACACUGUUGGGACACACUCCUUCCAAGAAGAAGUAUCACUUUGGCUCAGAUGUUUAGAUUUAGGAAUCUAACAUAUAAAUCACCUGAAAGCCAGGUUAUGUGUAGUAGUCUCACUACAAUGUGGACAGACUGCACCCACGGACAUGAGGAAGCCAAACAGCGCUUCCCAGCCCAAGCUCUCCUGAGGGAUUCUCUCCUGGAUGCAGUGGAAAGCCAGGGAGCUGCCACAUGGUCAGGAGUUGGGGUCCGAGUAGUGGUACAGAGAGUUUACUAUCUUCCCUGCAGAUAUCAGCAGGGAGGUGGUUCAGCUGCUCCACCUGGAUCAGACCCACCUAGAGUUCGAGUCUGCCUUCUCGUGCAAGAUGCCUAUGGGAUGUUCAGUGAAGUGCACUCUGAGAGCACCAUCUUGAAGGACCAACAGUUGGAAGGAAAGUCCUGCAGCCUGAUGGGAAUGAAGGUUCUACAGAAGGCUACCAGAGGAAGGACAGCAGGGCUUUUCAGUUUGAUCGAUACCAUGUGGCCUCCAGUGAUGCCUCUGAAAGCACCCGGCCAUGGCCGAGCCUGUGAAGAGGUAAAAAUUCAUGUGCCUCCUCCUAGCUUCUGUUACAUCCUCACUGCUCAUCCAAAUGUGGGACAAAUUGAAAUAAUUGAAGAAGACCCCAUUUCUAAGCUUUACCAGCCUCCAGUUCCCUGCUUAUUAAGAGAAAUUGUCCAGACUAAUGAUCUUAGUACCCGUUGCAGUUUCUAUGCCAGAGUGAUUUAUCAAAGACCACAGGUAAACAGUUUGCUUCCUCUGCAGCAAAGGGAGAUUUGGCUGAUGGUGACUGAUGUCACCCUGCAGAUGCAAGAUGAGAAUAACUCUGGCCUCCCCAAAACCAUGCCAGUCUGUGUGGCCCCCUCAUGUGUGUUGAGCCAGGAAGUCCUGAAAGCGCUCACCGAGGCUGUCUCUCACAGCUUUCUCUUCAGGGACACUCUCCGAGCCCAGGGUCGGAUUGUUUGUGUUGAACGAAGUGUCCUCUUGCUUCAAAAGCCCCUUUUGGGUGCGGACUCCGGUGCUUGCUCCUGUGAGCUGACUGGCCCUGUGAAGCUCAAUGAACUGGAUUCUGUCACUCAGGUCAACUCCAUUUGCAGCGUUCAAGGCACUGUGGUUGGUGUGGACGAGAGCACUGCUUUCUCCUGGCCCACUUGCGACCUGUGUGGCAACGAGAGAUUGGAACAGAGCCCAGGAGACAGAGGCACCUUUUCCUGUGGGGACUGCUCCCGUGUGGUCACCUCUCCUCUCCUCAGAAGGCACCUGCAGGUGUUCCUGGACUGUCCGUCUCGACCCCAGUGCACAGUGAGGGUCAAGCUGUCCCAGGCCAGUAUUUCUUCACUCCUGAGUUUUGCCGCCUGCGAGGAUGGGAGUUAUGAAGUGAAGAGUGUCCUCGGAAAGGAGGUGGGGUUGUUGAAUUGUUUUGUCCAGUCCAUAACCACCCACCCAGCUAGCUGCGUUGGAUUGGAGGAAAUUGAGCUCCUGAGUGCAGGAAGAGCCUCUUCCGAACACGGCCGGUUGCCGUAG
Molecule: messenger RNA, 2673 nt
Organism: Odobenus rosmarus divergens (Pacific walrus)
Lineage: Eukaryota; Metazoa; Chordata; Mammalia; Carnivora; Odobenidae
Gene: SPIDR
Product: KIAA0146 ortholog
Exons: 20
Coding region: 1-2673 (890 amino acids)
Biological process (GO): double-strand break repair via homologous recombination; regulation of establishment of protein localization to chromosome
Cellular component (GO): nucleoplasm; nuclear chromosome
Source: RefSeq, a predicted model, not a curated record